Molecule: messenger RNA, 888 nt
Organism: Exserohilum turcica Et28A
Lineage: Eukaryota; Fungi; Ascomycota; Dothideomycetes; Pleosporales; Pleosporaceae
Exons: 2
Coding region: 1-888 (295 amino acids)
Source: RefSeq, a predicted model, not a curated record
AUGCACACAAAUACCAAAAUUGCUUUUCUUUCCAUAAUACCUGUUUAUUUUUUCGGUCCCUGCUUAACACAGAGUGCUGACAACUCAACGUCAAGUGACUGUGGGUCUGAGAUUGACAGCUUCCUCGAGCAGAGGCGACCCAUCAACAGCACCAACACUGUUGCUGUGAACCACUCAAAUUUCUGGGAACCGUGGUAUCUCAGCCUGAUGAUAACCGAUCGACGCGAUCCUGGCUAUUCAUGGGGCCCUGGCAAGACGUUUCAAGAAAGAAGCGGGUUUCUCAGUGUGCCCGAAUCGUUUGCUGAAAGCGAAAGAGGUGAAGAUACGAGCUACUGUCUCUACAGACUUCCAGCUCAAAACGCUGUUGCGGACGGGGAGACAGGCAGCUGCAGCGGUAUUAUCAGCGAAGAGUGCCGCAUUGCGCUACAAUACUCCACACCUGAUUUUUCAGAUGACCAGUGUCAUGUUCCUGAUGAUUACAAAAAAGCUUGUUCGGUCGACGGAUACUUGGGCAUGUCAAGACCAUCAACCUUUUCAAGAACAAAGUGCGCAUUGGGCAGUCUCCCUCACGUCGAUUUACCAGACAACUACACAAGCUUCGGUGACCUUCCUGUUGGGGGCAUAGCGGAAGGAGGUGACGACUACGAUAAUUUCGACUUGUAUGAUUUACACGUCCGGCAAACGGUUCCAAUGGCCCUUACCAUACGAGACGGGAAUGGCUUUUUCGACACAAGAGUCAUCUGUCUGGCUCCGAACAAAAUUGUCGAAGGGAGUCGCGAUCCGGAAUCCGACUUUCCUCCAUCGAAGGCGAAUGGUCAUCUGUCAAAUACAGGCUUUGGUACACUAGCCAUUGUUGUGGCUCUGCUAGCCGGCGUGACACUGGCCUGA